GCGCGGGCAGGUGGCGGGGCCGGAGGGGGCCCGGCAGGGGUGGCCGAGCUGGCACAUGCUGCAGGUGGGGCUCAGCCUGCCCCGCUGCCCCGGGGGCGCGGCCGGCGCCUUCCCCAUGGCCGAGCCGGCCGCGGGCGAGGACGCGGGCACCGGGCGAGAGGCGCCGGGCUCGUGCCCAGUCACCAUCGUGGUCACGUCCGAGGCUGACACCUGGGACAUCGACACCUCGUCCUGCCUGGGCUGUGGGCAGUUCGUGGAUUGGGACAAGAUGCCGGAGCCGCAGCAGCCGGCGCAGAUCCCGCGGGACGUCCUGAGCAGGCCCCCGAAGGAGCUGAAGAGGCUGGCGAGGGAAGGCUGCUGGGCCGGGAGCCACGCGGGCCGGGCCCGGCUCUACCCCCGGCUCAUCCAGCAGGUCUCCUGCCGCCUCGUCACCCCCGACGCGCUCGUGUACAGGGACGUGGCCGGCCGGCUCUUCGGGAAGCCCAGCGUGAGCUCCUACCCUCUGCCCGAGUUCCUGGAGGGCUGCCCCAUGCCCACCUACUGCCUCAGCCCGCACGGGGUCACCGCCCUGAAGAAGAUCCUCAUCUGUGUGGGCGCCCUGUUCCCCGACAUCACCCACAGCCCCCUCCUGCCGGCCCUGGCGGCGCUGCUGCUGCACUACAGCGAGGACGAGGCCCAGUGCUUCGAGAGCGUCUCGCGCCUCAUCGCCAGCAACGCUCCCCACGCCGGCUACAUCGACCAGUCCUUCCUGGCCCACCAGGCCUCCUGCAUGACCUUCGGGGACCUGGCCAACAAGCACUGCCCGGCAGCUCACAAGCUCAUAGCCGGCGCCGCCGAGAACGUCCUCGAGGUCUACUCGGAGUGGCUGUCGUGGCUCUUUCCCGGGCUGCCCUUCGGCUACGCCGUGCGGGUGCUGGACGUGUUCCUGCUGGAGGGCCAGAAGGUCCUGUACCGCAUCGCCCUGGCCCUGCUGAAGCAGUUCCGGCUCUCGGUGACCCCGGCCGGGCUGCAGGGCUCCGACAUCAAGGCAGAACUGCAGGCUUUCGUCAGGAACAUCGCCGAGCACGUGACCGUCGACAAACUCCUGGAGAGAGCCUUUGGCAUCCGGCUGUUCUCCCGCAAGGAGAUCUGGCUUCUCCAGAUGGCCAACAGGAAGGCGCUGAUGGAGAGGGGCAUCACCGUGGUGCAGAGCAGGCCGUCCUUCCACCUGGCCGUGGACAUGCAGAACUUCAGCUCCAGCACUGUCACGGCGCAGGAGAUGCGCCUCGUCUGGUCCUGGAUCCCCGAGCGCUUCUCCCUCUUCCCCCCGCUGCUGCUCUUCUCCACCUCCGAGCACGGCUGCAGCCUGCAGAGGUUCUACACGUGCUGUGAAGGCUACGAACCCACGGUGCUGCUCAUCAAAACCACCGAGGGGGAGGUGUGUGGGGCGUUUCUCUCCUCCGACUGGAGCGAAAGGAAGAAGAGCGGUGCCACAUCGGGCUUUUUUGGGACAGGGGAGUGCUUUGUGUUCACUGUGCGCCCCGAGGCAGAGAGGUACGAGUGGGUGCUCAUCAAGAAGCCGGAGCUGGCCAAGGCCGUGCCGCGCUCCCGGCAGCGCUCGCCUUCCCCCGCUCCCGAAUCCCGGCUCGGCUCCUCCCGGGACAGCCGCAGCUCCAGCCCCAACCACCUCGCCGUGCCCUCGCCGCAGAGGAGAGGCCGCCUGUCCCCGUUCCUGGCCAUCAGGCACUUCCUCCUGCCCUCCAAAACUGCCUCCAUGUUCAUGUCCGGCUCCCGGGACGGGAUCGUUAUCGGUGGAGGGGGAGGCCAAGCCCUGUCCCUGGACGCCAGCCUGCUCCGGGGACACACGGAGCACUGCGAGACCUUCGACAACCCCCCGCUCUGCCAGGAGAACUUCCAGGUGCAGCUCUUGGAAGUGUGGGGCUUCCAGAGCGCGUAGUUCCCGUGGGGACACCCCUCGUGUGCCGCCCACGGGCACGGGGACCCCUCCCCGCGCUGGCCACCCCCGGCCGGGCUGUGGCCACCUCUGCGGCAGCUCCACUCUCCAUCGUCCCCUCUGCGCUCCGAUCACAUCAGAUCACAUCAGAUCAGAUCAGAUCAGCGCUCCCGGUGCCGUGGAGAGAGGGCGAGGCAGUGCCAGGACCGGGACUGCGGGCGCUGCCCCUGGGGACAUUCGAGGUCCCCUCCCGCAGUUUAAACCCGGCCCACUGCACCCAGUCUGUCCCAGUUUGGGGUGCUGGAGGGGAGGCCAGCCAGUCUGGAGUUUCUCACACCCUCCUGGCCUGUCUGCAGUGUGGGGCUCAGCAAACCAGUGGCAGCACGGGCAGAUUCUGUGGGAAUUCUGAGCCCGGGCGAAACCCAACACCGAGCUCCAAAGCUCACCAGAAACACUCUCAGAUCCGCUUCCCCCUGGCCCCAAGCCCAGCACAACCCUCCAAGCAUCCACGGAGCUCUGCAGCCUCCGUGGGUAUCCAGGACUGCCCGGGAUCCACCAGCACCGGGAGAGACUCUUCCCGUCCCUGGCUGGAAGUGCUGCCCGGGGAUGGCAAAGCCCUGCCCGGAGUUUGCAGGGCAGCGACAGCCCCGGGGGGACCCCACGUUUGGGGCUGAGCCCUUUGCUCUGUGCUGAGCCCAGGCGGGCGUGGGGCUGCAGGGCUGGCCACGGAGGAGAUUCCCCAAUGGGAUCACCAGGAUGGGCCAUUCUAACGAGGAAUGGGAACAUUUGGUGUCGCUCUGUGAGGCACAGGAGGGGUGGAGGCCACGGGGAACGCUCUGGCUGCAGCAGGAGAACCUCUCCCACCCCAAACACACUUUCCCAGUGGGGUCACCUCCCAUCCCACCUAUCCCAGCUCUGCAGCCACUCGGGGCAGGAGCUGUGGCUGCCUCAGGGCUGUGCCAGCGCUGGCACGAGGGCCCGGCGUGAGCCGCGAUGGCAGAGGUCACACAGGGCUGGACACAGGCACACUGGGAAUGGCUCAGAGCCUCCACAGGGUGUCCAGGAGACAGUCCCAAGAGGAAUGGGAUGUCUGGGCCGGAGCCACCAGGAGGGGAACCAGCGGGAAUGAGCAGUACCUGGGGGAAGGGAAUUCUGGCAGUGGGAGGCUGCGGCCACCGAGUCAGUGACUCAAACGGGCUGCGGCUCCAAAGGAGGGAAGAGACUGAUCCGGAUACACCCAGCGAGCAGGGCUUGGAUGUACAUUGUAAUUAAUAAA
Messenger RNA from Corvus hawaiiensis (hawaiian crow), 3209 nucleotides. RefSeq names its product TBC1 domain family member 24-like. The transcript is spliced from 7 exons. Bases 56 to 1936 code for a protein of 626 amino acids. The record is from RefSeq and is a predicted model, not a curated record. NCBI's taxonomy places the organism in Eukaryota, Metazoa, Chordata, Aves, Passeriformes, Corvidae.